AUGACACGCCGCACAUACAACAUCGCUAUGGUUAGCGACUUCUUCUUUCCACAACCAGGGGGCAUCGAAUCUCACAUCUAUCAACUCGCCACAAAGCUCGUCGACCGUGGCCACAAGGUCAUUAUCAUCACCCAUGCCUACGAUGACCGCAAAGGCAUCCGCUACCUUACCAACGGUGUCAAAGUCUACCACGUUCCCUUCCUAGUUAUCUACCGCGCCGCCACGUUUCCAACCGUCUUCUCAUUCUUUCCCAUCUUCAGAAACAUAUGUAUUCGUGAGAGAAUCGAGAUUGUGCAUGGUCAUGGAAGUCUUAGCAGUCUUUGUCAUGAGGCUAUUCUGCAUGCCCGUACGAUGGGUUUGAGAACGGUCUUUACCGAUCACUCGCUCUUUGGCUUCGCUGAUGCGGGUACUAUUCUCACUAACAAGCUCAUGAAAUUCAUUCUGAGUGAUGUUGAUCACAGUAUUUGUGUAAGCCAUACAUGCAAAGAAAACACAGUGCUUCGUGCAUCUCUUGACCCAGUCAUGGUCUCGGUGAUACCCAACGCUGUUGUCGCAGAAAACUUCCGUCCAAAGGAUGUUCCUGCAUUACCUUCACCCCUAGCGACAUCUUUCAAUCCUGAAGCACCGCUUUAUCCUCCGCCACAACGAAUUGGCCCUCGCGAUACCAUCACUAUCGUCGUCAUCUCUCGUCUCUUCUACAACAAGGGUACAGAUCUUCUUAUCGCCUCUAUUCCCCGCGUGCUUGAGAACCACCCAAACACACGUUUCAUCAUCGCAGGCUCUGGUCCUAAAGCCAUCGACCUAGAGCAAAUGAUCGAAACUAAUGUCCUUCAAGAUCGCGUGGAAAUGCUUGGUCCUAUUCGCCAUGAAGAAGUUCGCGAUGUCAUGGUUCGCGGGCACAUUUACCUCCAUCCAUCUCUCACCGAAGCCUUCGGCACCGUCAUUGUCGAAGCUGCCAGCUGUGGACUCUACGUUGUGUGUACCGCCGUUGGUGGUAUUCCAGAAGUCCUCCCCUCCCACAUGACAACCUUUGCCAAGCCAGAAGAAGAUGAUAUUGUUCUCGCCACAAGUAAAGCAAUCAGCGCCAUGCGCGCCGGCAAGAUCCGGACCGAAAAGUUCCACGAACAGGUCAAAAAGAUGUACUCAUGGCAAAACGUCGCCAUGCGCACAGAGCGUGUCUACGACGGCAUAUCAGGAACCAUCCCAGAGGACGAGUUCUACGGUGUUGAUACUUCAGGCUACGGCAGCCGCAUACGAAACUUCGCCCUCAUUGACCGUCUAAAACGCUACUACGGCUGCGGUAUCUGGGCUGGAAAGUUGUUCUGUCUUUGUUGUGUUGUGGAUUAUCUCUUCUUCUUGUUCCUCGAGUGGUGGUUUCCAAGGGAUAAUAUUGAUAUCUGUCCUGACUGGCCUCGCAAGCGGCCUGCCGAUGACGAUGCUAGCUCUAAAAAGGGCGUGCAGAGCAACCGGUCGAGCACAUCCCAAGGGGCCGCUAAACUAGAGUAA
Messenger RNA from Fusarium coffeatum, 1506 nucleotides. RefSeq lists its product as uncharacterized. Gene Ontology annotation, cellular component: glycosylphosphatidylinositol-N-acetylglucosaminyltransferase (GPI-GnT) complex. Gene Ontology annotation, molecular function: phosphatidylinositol N-acetylglucosaminyltransferase activity. Gene Ontology annotation, biological process: GPI anchor biosynthetic process. The transcript has 2 exons. The record is from RefSeq and is a predicted model, not a curated record. NCBI's taxonomy places the organism in Eukaryota, Fungi, Ascomycota, Sordariomycetes, Hypocreales, Nectriaceae. Bases 1 to 1506 code for a protein of 501 amino acids.